Molecule: messenger RNA, 2199 nt
Organism: Trachemys scripta elegans
Lineage: Eukaryota; Metazoa; Chordata; Testudines; Emydidae
Product: keratin, type II cytoskeletal 1-like
Exons: 9
Coding region: 1-2199 (732 amino acids)
Biological process (GO): keratinization; intermediate filament organization
Cellular component (GO): keratin filament
Molecular function (GO): structural constituent of skin epidermis
Source: RefSeq, a predicted model, not a curated record
AUGAAUCGAUUGUGUUUCUCGUCUGGUUCUCUUGGUGGAAGAAGGUGCUUCUCUUCGGCUUCUGCCGUUUGUGGCCUCAGCGGAGGCAGAACCAGCUCGGGCUCCAUGUCCUGGCCUGCUGGAAGAAGUGAAAGCGGUGGCUUUGGCAGCACAAGUCUCUUUGAGCUGGGUAGAAGUCAAAGAAUUUCCUAUGGUGGAGGCUAUGGUCUUGGACACUGUGGUGCAUAUGGUGGUGGGGGGUACGGUUACGGCGCAGGCUAUGGCAGCGGUGCGGGCUUUGGCAGCCAUUUCGGUGUUGGCAGUGGUGCAGGUUAUGGUAGCUGUGUAGGCUACGGCAGUGGAGGCUACAGAGGUUCCUCUGGUUUUGGAGGUUACUCCCCCUACCAUUUUGGAAGUGGUGUACGUUAUGGCGUCGGACAUGCAGGUAGAAGUGAGGGUAUCCAAGCGGUGUGCAUCCAUCCGGAACUGUUGAAGCCUCUCUCUGUGGGGGUUGACCCAGAAGAACAUAAAAUACGAUCCCAUGAGAAGGAGCAGAUAAAAUGUCUCAACGACCAGUUCGCCUGCUUCAUUGACAAGGUCCGCUGCCUUGAGCAGCAGAACAAGGUGCUGGCAACGAAAUGGGAUCUCUUGCAGCAGCAUGCCGUCCCGGCAAAGAGAGACCUUCUCCCUGUUUUCGAGAAUUACAUCUGCCAACUGAAAAAACAGCUGGAAUGUUUGUUACAUGACAGGGCGAGACUGGAAGAUGAAGAAAAGGCCGUCCAGGACUUGGUCCAUGAGUACAAAAGCAAAUAUGAAGGGGAAAUCAACAAACGCACGCAUGCAGAGAAUGAGUUUGUGGUGCUCAAGAAGGAUGUGGACUGUGUCUUCAUGACCAAAGAAGAGCUGGAGGCCAAGCUGUUGCAGCUGAGACAGCACUUUGAGUUCCUGAAAUGCAUCUUUAUUGAGGAGAGAGCUCAGCUAGAUGGCCAACUCUGCGAUACCGCCGUUGUUUUGGAAAUGGACAACAGCCGAGACCUGGACCUCAGUGGCAUUAUCCACAGUGUUAAAUGCUGUUAUGAGGAGAUCGCUCAAAAGAGCAAAGGAGAAGCUGAGACAUUCUACCAAACUAGACUUGAGGAGCUGAGCACCAACAGAGGCAGAUUCUGUGAUGACCUGAAGAAUAUCCAGGGUGAAAUAGCAGAGCUGAAACGGCUGAUCCACAAACUGCAGGGCGAGACUGAUAAAGUGAAGAAAGAGAUUGCCUGUCUGCAGACGGCCAUUGCUGACGCUGAGCAGCGAGGCGACUGCGCCCUCAAAGACGCCAGAGAGAAGCAUAUUGAUUUGCAGAACGCCUUGCAGAAGGCCAAGGACAAACUGGCCUGCAUGCUGCGGGACUACCACGAGCUACUCAACAUCAAGCUGGCCUUGGAUAUUGAGAUAGCUACAUACAGAACAAUGCUGGAAGGAGAAGAAACCAGGAUAUGUACAGGGAACCCCACGAAUGUCGCUGUGGUCAGCGGUGGCCAUACCAUCGGGGAUUGCAGAGCCGGCUUUGGAAGUGUUUGUGGACCUCUAAAGGGCGGAUUCAACCAUGGAAUUGGAAUCUUUGCCUCCAGUGAUGGAUUCAGCUCCAGAAGUGCAGAAGGCAUCUCCAGGAUGGGAGGUGGCUAUGGCACAAGGAGCGCCGUCGGCUCUUCAGGAAGGGGAUAUAGUUCUGGAGGACUAGGCAGUGGUGGAAUUGGGUAUAGCUUGGGAGGAUUCAGCUCUGGAAGUGGGGGAUACAGCUACAGACGUGUGCUCAGCUCUGAUUUUGCAAGUUCCGGGGGUGUUGGCGGUCACGUGGGUGGAGUGGGCAGCUCCGGGAGUGCAGGCGCCGGAGGUGAUGUGGGAUACCAUUCCUCAGGCGGAGUCAGUUCUGUGGGUGGGGUUUGCAGCUCUGGAGACGUAGCCUCCUCUGGAGAUGCAGUAGGGAGCUCUGGAGGUGCAAGUGGAAUUCAUUCCUCAGUGGAACAUUUUAGCUCUGGAGGUGUCGGCAGCUCUAGCGGUGGAGUUUAUAGCAGUGGCGGUGUAGGAAGUUCUGGUGGUGGAGUUUAUAGCAGUGGCGGUGUAGGAAGUUCUGGUGGUGGAGUUUAUAGCAGCGGCGGUGGAAGUGGAGGAGCAUACAGCUCGGGUACGCGCAUGGUAUCAGUCAGCUCUUCAAGCAGAAGGAUCAUCCGAUAA